This is a messenger RNA of Rhopilema esculentum, 1110 nucleotides long. RefSeq lists its product as uncharacterized. Lineage: Eukaryota; Metazoa; Cnidaria; Scyphozoa; Rhizostomeae; Rhizostomatidae. The record is from RefSeq and is a predicted model, not a curated record.
GAAGUUGCUCGGCCGUGACACUUGAAAGCAUCCAGCCUUAAAGAAAUUAUCCAUUGUUUUAAUUCUUUUAUAAGCGUGUAUUUUAUUGAAAAGGACCUUUACCACAAGGAGGAUAACGAGGAAGGGCACUGACAGAAGAAAAGCAUGCAAGAAGAACUCGUAAUGGAAGCACCCGUCGUUAGAAUGGAACCGAUGGGUUUCAGUGUGGCCCAUCUGGACCCGCCUUCGCAGAUGUUAUACAACAGCUUAAAUUUCAAGCAUAUGUCAGCAGAGAAACUAUCAGAAUCAUUUCAUUCGGCAGGACAACACCUAUUGCAAAAUGUCAAAGGAAGGUUUUUCUCCAAUAAGGGCAACAUGACGUACACUGAGCUACUACAAGGGCUUAUUCACAGGGACGAAGUGAUUUUGACAAGAGACCCGCAUCUGCAAUUCACGACUCUUGUAAUCUCGAACAGGGAAGGGAGUGAGAUUACAACAAAAAUUGGAGGAAGGGCACUCAUCACAGAUAAGCGAAUGCUGUUCUUAUCGUCACAGUUUGCUGAGACUUGCUCGCUAGCGCAGUUUGGUGAUCCUAAAAAGCUGCCAGGGGGCUACACGUUGGAAAUGUCUUGUAAAGAUGCCACAUAUUAUUUUCCCAUUUCACUGGAAAAUUUCAAAAGUGUAGAGUUAGAUGGGCGAAGUGGUAUUUCAGGCACCAUAUCCAUUCAUGCAUCUAAACCCCCUUGUGCUGGAUGCUGCGGUAUGUUUGGUGGGUCCUGUCUGAAGAGCUGGCUACCCCUGCCUCUUGUGUACAGUGAGUAUAACGAGUUGUCUGUCAAACUUGGUGUACUUCUGCCUCCGUGGAACGAGCCUUCUUACAUCACUCUCCAUCUUGGUGCUAAUGCACCUGUUCCAUACAUACGAGACAUCAUCUCAAUCUUGCAGCAAAACGCACCGGCCCUCAAGUGAUCUAGCACACGCUGGCAUAGACCAGGCUCGUUGAUGCAAAAAAAUAUUUGCAGAUCAACAACACGCUGUAUCUAGCUUCAAAUGUAGUUGAACCUUUUUUACAUAACCUUAGCCUGAGUAGGUAGAGCAAUAACAUUUAUAAAAUAUUGCAGCAAAUGUCAA